This is a messenger RNA of Trifolium pratense (red clover), 3356 nucleotides long. Its product is annotated as rRNA 2'-O-methyltransferase fibrillarin 1-like. Bases 1905 to 2606 code for a protein of 233 amino acids. The record is from RefSeq and is a predicted model, not a curated record. Gene Ontology annotation, molecular function: rRNA methyltransferase activity; histone H2AQ104 methyltransferase activity; RNA binding. The transcript is spliced from 11 exons. Lineage: Eukaryota; Viridiplantae; Streptophyta; Magnoliopsida; Fabales; Fabaceae. Gene Ontology annotation, cellular component: small-subunit processome; nucleolus; box C/D methylation guide snoRNP complex. Gene Ontology annotation, biological process: box C/D sno(s)RNA 3'-end processing; rRNA methylation.
AAGAUAGGGUGAGAGAGGGUCACCUUGCCUAUCGAUAUUUGAUACAACAAAUGUAACGACCCAACUCUAAUUAAUAAUAACAAUGUUAAUUAGAGACACCAUUUAGAGAAAAAGUCAAGAAUCUUUAGUUAUUUAAUCAACCUGGUCUAGUAAGAAAAAAAACAAAAAGUCAGAACAAUUCCUUCCAACUCUCUUAUCUACCAACUCAAGUUUCUACUCCUUUAAUCCUUCAAAAGAAAAACCAAUGCAUGUUAGCCCUUUUCAAUAUCACCCAAGGAAGACCCAAUUUCAGUUAUAGCUUCUUCUAUCCCUCACUUUUGUACGAGAAUCCCAAACUAAACCCCUAAAUUCAUGUUGUUCAAAUUCUAACUUGUAUGCACAAAUUUCUUAUGGGUUUGAGCUUUUAGGUGUGUAAGAAUCAAAGUAAGUGACUAUUCCAAUUUCUCUUUCCAUUUUCCAUGGCUUAGCCGAAAUGGGUUUGUUGGGAGAAAGGGAAAAACCUCUGUUUUUUGCUUUUCUUGGAAAUGAAGGGCUGCAUAUAUGUAUGUUUAAGGAUACAAGAGGCAGAUUGGAGCUUCGUUUAAAGAAUUGUAGGAUGGUGAUGAUGUCUUUUGAUAGUGUACAACUUGUAGCUUCUAAAUCUUAAGAAGUUAAUGACUGGAUGUUUGAAGCUAAGAGGAGUUCAUGCAGAAAAAGUUUGCAUCUUUGAGUAAUCAUCAUUAAGUUCAUCAUCAACCAUAUCAGAUAAACAGGUUGCAGUGUAGAGAGCUAUGGACUAGAAGAAAUGAAGUGGAAUUGGAUGUUAUUGUCAUUGUUUAUUUGUAUAUUCUAUUAAGUUGUUGUAUAAGUUAGUGUCAUAGUAUUGACUGUUUAUUUACGGCUCUGAUGUAAGUUUUAAGUUACAUUAUGACAGGAAUGUUAUCAUUCAGUUUAGUCGAUACUUGUAUAAUGACAAAGCUUUUUUAUGCAUUAUGGGUAUAUACAACGAGUUUAAUUCAGUAAUGUUAACAUAUCCCGAUCCUUUUAUUUACUUCUCGGCUAAUAUUCUAGACAAAUUAGCUGGAGUGUUAUAACAAAAAUGAUAAUGUCAAAUAAAAGACAACGAGGAGGCCAUUUCCAAAUAUAAAAAGCACGAAUGUUUUAUAAAUUAUUUUUCUUCAUAAUAAAUUUAUUAAUUUUAAACUGUAAUAAUAAAAUUUAUUCUACUUUUUAUAUAUUAAUAAUAAUAAUUGUUAUUUUUGAUAAUUUAUUAUUAUUAAUAAUCUGAAGUUGUAAGGAUUAUUUUAUAUUGAAGAUUUUGAAUUUUUAUAAAUAAAUAUAAUUUUUGAAUUGAAUAUAAAAGGAAAAAAGGGGUCGGAACCCUAGGGUUAGGCGCGGAAGAACAUUAAUCAGAGUAGAAAUCAUGUCAAUCGAACAAAUGUCAAUCGAACAAAUUCAUUUGCAGUACCGCCUCCUUACCGGGAAAUCUUACCCUGGUUCUGUUGCGAUUCCUUUUGAGAAAUUCUCCUCCUCCACCUACUCCCUCUUUUAACGUUCCCCAAAGACCCUAUAAGCCUCAACCUUGUAUCAUACUCCCACAUCCACGCAUUCCAGGGGUUUAUGUUGCUGGAGAUCAUGAUGAUGAUGAUGAUCAUGAAUCCCGCUUCCUUUAUACUAGAAAUCUCGUACCUGGUGUUAAAUCUUUCGACCAAGACGUGGUUUUCUCUGUUCAGGAUGAGGAUGGUGGCACAGUGGAGUACAGAGAAUGGGAUCCAUUUAAAUCCAGAUUGGCUGCUGCUAUUCUUUCUGGUUCACAAAAUAUAUGGAUUAAACCUGGUUCACGUGUACUCGUAGUCCGCUCACGAGAUGAUGCACAGUUUGGAAUCACAAUAUCACAUAUCUCUGAUAUUGUUGGCCCUCAAGGCAUGGUGUAUGUAGUAGAGGAAUCCAAUGGCAACUCUCUUCUAGACAUGGCAGACGAAAACAAACGGUUCAAUAUUGUACCAAUUGUUUAUACUAGUCCGACUCCAUGGCAAUACCGCAUGCUGAUUAAUAUUGUGGAUGUACUGUUUGCUGCUCUUGAUCGUCCAAUACAGGUCCAUGCGGCAUAUUCAAAUGCUAUGUUUUUUCUUAAAACUGGUGGACAUUAUAUGCUUUAUGUCCAGGGCAAUUGCAUUGAAUCAACAAACCGAGGUGAUGGUGUGUUUAGUUCCCUGACCGAAGGGCAACAGGUUCAGUUCCAGCGAAUGGAGCGAGUCACUUUGGAACCUUUUGAUAGAGACCAUGCGUAUGUUAGUGGUGUUUUUCGCACGUUGGAGAUUGCUAAGAUUGAUCAAAGUUGUCUAGUGAGCGACGAGUUUUGGACAUCAAAAAAAUUACAUAGGAGUCCUGAGGGGCGUAUUUGUCUUUAUGAACAGCUUAAGAACCUGCCCGUAUAUUUGUUGUUUGAAUCGUCAUGCGGAUACCUUGUCUUCCGAGCUCUUGACGUGUAUAACGUUGAGAGAAAUUAUGUAGCCUCUGAGGUGUAUAUCAAAAGAUUUGAUGAAUUCUUUCAAUUAGUUGCUUGUCAUGCUUUUUUGUCUGAUGAGGAAGCUCUGAAGUACCUCACCGCUGACGGCAAUGGAUGAGCCGACCCUGCCUCUCAAGUAGGUUUUCAUUUUGACAGUCUGGACUUGGUAAUUUUCGGCAUCAAAGAAGAGGUUGUACAACAAAGCUUUCAUUUGAUAGGCCUACUUGGUAAUUUUCACCAUUGAAAACUAGAGAAAAAAUUAAUGUAUGGUUGCAGGUCAUACCUAUUAAAUUUUCAUACGCCUUUAAAGAUCAUUGAGGCUCUUGAAAGCAUUUGUUGAUUUUCGUAGAUGAAAGAAAGUAUAUAUAAAAUAAUAUGUAGAAAAAAUGAUACAAUUUCUUAGGGUUAUACUUUUUAAAUACACAAGUAUGCCCUUUUUAGGCCAAGACAUAUUAAUUACAAAUUUCCUAGAUAGCAGCAAAGCAAUGAUGACUUUUAAUAACAUCACUAGUAUCUUCAACAUCCCAAGUAAUUGAACUAAUCUUUCUUAUCCUACUGACCGCUAAUUAAUGAUAUAAAUAUUUCAAAAAUUGUUAAAGUUACCUUUGUAAUAUCCCAAGAGAUUAUAGUAACUCAUGCUAGCUAGCCUCGUAAUCACACUGUCUAUUUUUUUAUUUUUUUUUAUAAAUUGUUGUAUUUAGGCAGCAAUGCUUAUGUUGUUUGUAGACAGAGUGCCCAAGGAAUUGAUAGACUUCCUGCUUAAAUAUCUUCCACCAGCGAUGGAUGGUGGUGAACAUUGUUAUUCACUUGCACUUUUUAACCCAUUUACGGCGGAUGAAAUAGUAUGUAAAGCCAAAAUUGCUUGCUC